Plasmodium gonderi is the source of this 747-nucleotide messenger RNA. RefSeq names its product variable surface protein. The record is from RefSeq and is a predicted model, not a curated record. The transcript is spliced from 2 exons. Lineage: Eukaryota; Apicomplexa; Aconoidasida; Haemosporida; Plasmodiidae. The coding region runs from base 1 to 747 and encodes 248 amino acids.
AUGAUGAAGGAAGUGAUUAAGGUUGCUCGUUUUACUAAAACUAUUACAUUUAUCCUACUAAUAUGGAUACAUCAGUAUAACAUUGAAGAGUGUGUAUUUGGUAUACAUUUCGGUAAGAAGUGUAAUUUUGAUAAAACAUUGCAUAUAAGGAAUGAGCGAUUAUUGGAAAAUAAUAAAGAGCUAUACGAAUCUGAUCAAUCAGAGUUAAAUGAUUAUUUAGAAGGUUAUAUGGACAAAAAAGAAAUAAAAAAAUUAGUUGGAGAUAUACCAUUAUAUAAAGAAGUAAGUAAAUGUGAAAAAAAUAGUUUACACAGUUGCAACGAAGUUUUAUAUGAAACAACUACUGAACAUAAAGGAUUAAAUCCAAGAUAUACUAUGUUUCCAUGUUUAAAUAGAAGUUCACCUUUAUAUAAAAGAUUAAGAAAAAUUGAUUAUAAUUUUGAAAAAAGAAUAUUCGAUCAUCUUGAAAAAUUAGACAAUCGUAAAUUAAAAGCAAAAAUUUAUAAUAACAUUUUUAAAAGAGCCUUAUUUAUAGUAUAUGAUACACUUUUAUUUUUUCGUUAUGUAAUUCUAUUAGCUGGAACAAUCUUUUGCCCUACAAUAUUUUAUAAAGCUACGCCCCAAAAUGGAUAUGCUGUACCCUAUCUAAUAAUACUUGCUACAUUUUUAUUAGUGGUAUUUUAUAUUAUCGUAAAAUUUUUAAAAUAUGAUAGAUUAAAAGAUACAAUGAGAAUAAGGAAAACAUAA